GCAUGAGUUUACUAGAUGAUGAUCUCCCAGCUGAGUUCUUACAUAAAGAGGAGACCGAGGAAGCGGUACUAGUUGAAGUUCGUCAAGAUGUUAUUAAUGUGAUGGAUGAUGAAAAUGCUGUAAUUUAUGUUGAUGAGAAUGACUUAGUCAUGCCUGAAGAAGUCUAUGAUGCCUGGCCUGGCGAAGCCGUUGAUUUUCAAGAGGUCUCCGACAGCGAAGCAAAGUUCUUGCUGUUGAAAUGGGUUUGUAUUAGAUUCACGCCGGACACCGUUGACAUUAUUGAAGACCAGGACCAGAUAUUCUUAGACGAUGUACUUCCACUGAAAAAAUCCAUGUGUAUCUUAGUUGAAGGAAUUGCCUACGGAGACGACGAGCUUCUACCGUUUGAAACUAACACUAUGGUUGAGUUUGAUGAGAUUCCACAACUUGAGAAUACUAACCGAAAUCGUCGAAAAGCAGCUACGAUCGUAACGUGUGAAGUCUGUGGUGUUUUGCUAAAGCAUCCGUCGAAAAUUCGGGCUCACAUGCGAACCCAUACUGGCGAGAAGCCGUUCGAGUGUGAUUUAUGUGGGAUGAAAUUCUCGCAACGUACUCCUAUGCUCAACCACGUUCGUCGACAUUUAGGACAAACGCCAUACGACUGCGGUUUUGGUUGUGGGAAAAAAUUCGUGAACAAUGCACAGAAAAAUGCGCAUGAGCUAAGACAUCUCGGUUCAAAAAGAGCUGGUCCGCCAAGGCCACACCUGAAGCCGCCUAAACGCUCGCUGUGGAAUAAAAGUUUUGCAAAAACUGAUCAUCGAAUGCGACUGUGUGACGAGGAACACCCUCCGAUUAAACGCCGUACACGUCCAUAUCGCGCACCGAUGCUUGUUCAAUGCCAAAUAUGUGGCCUAAUGCUCAAACACGCUAGCAAGAUUCGUGCUCAUAUACGAACGCACACAGGUGAUAAGCCCUAUAUUUGUGUAUACUGUGAUGAGCACUUUGGUACCUCAGGAACUUUAAGUAUGCAUAUCAAGCGGAAACAUACCUUUGGUGAAAGGCCAUAUGCUUGUACAUGGGAUUGUGGAAAGCGAUUCGUAAGUCUCUCUACUCGGAAUGAGCACGAACGAGUUGUUCAUGCUGGCACAAAGAGAUAUGAAUGUUCAGUAGCAGGUUGUUUUCGCAUGUUUAGUCGUAGAUAUUAUUUAAUGCUCCAUCGGCAGCGAGAACACGGGCUUUCUUUCAAGCCGAUCUUCAAUCCGGAGGAAAUCGCCAAAGCCGAGAAGGAAGCCGACAGUGAACUUGCUGAGCCAAAUCAAGUGAAAGCAUCUUGUGACUAUAACACAUCUAGUAGCCAGGUUCUCGUCGAUCCGUCUACUAAUAUGCUUGUUCAUGUCUCGGAAAAUGGAAUGGUGCUACAACAGGAUAUUGACCAGCAUGCUUUCAUGCAAGGGGAAUUUGUUGAAGAAAAUGAAGACGGGUCUUUAGUCGAGGUAGUUGAUAGUAGUAUACGGAAUUCGCAUUCGGUGGACUCUGCGGAGUCCUUAAGCAGCCAAUCAGUACGAUUCAUUCUCUCUGACGGUCCGUUAGAUCAAAGUCAAUCCAGUGGUUUAUGUGUUCCUCGUCUUGAAAAUGGUCUCACUGACCAGCGAAAUGAGCAACUGCCCAUACCUAUGGAGGAAAAGGACAUCGAAAAUCUUGGAAAUGCGUUCUUCAAGGUGGCCGUGCGAAAUGAACGUCAUGUGUACCCUAGAACUCGUAUGGUAAACAUACUAAAGAAGAAGCUGUCUGUUCGGCCUUCAACACAUUCGUUGUUAAAGCAGUAUGUUAUGAAGAAUGAAACUUUCUACCAUCACAUUCAUGUUGCAACCAGGAUGUUCGAAGAGGCUGCUACGGCAGUGGGAACAUCUGGAAUGAACUACAUGAAGUAUGACAGCCCUGUUCAUACUACCGCUGAAGAGUUGGAUGUUGGAGAGGAGGGGAUUCUUGAUUUUGAAGAGAGUCGAAUGGGAUCCUACGAUUACAAUAUGCAGGACAAGUUCAUGAUGUACAAUACAGUUCUCGACAUUCUAUUGCAGGAGUCCAGUGAACAUGUCUAUGAACGCAGCUCCACACGAAAGUACCGAAUGGUUCGACGUAAGCCAGCACAAACAUUCUACUGUUCGCCUUGUAAUAAGGAGAUUAAGUCCAUCUACGAGGUCAUCAUGACGCACUACCAGCGAAACGGCAAAAGUAAUUCUGGACUUGAAACAGUAGUGAUCGAAGAUACUGUGGAAAAUGAAGCCAUAUGUGAUGAUGAUGUAGAAGUUACUACUGUUGACACACAUAUCUACGCAUGUCCUGUAGUAGAGUGUGGCAUGCAAAGUCAGAUCAAGGAGGAGGUUGAAGAGCAUAUUGCGGUUGUUCACGGUGAGAUGGAGGAUUGGAUCGAUGGAGGAGAAGCAGAGGUGUACACUAACGAUAGCGAAACGAUUGUGGUGGAUGGAAAUGCAGAUGGAAGCAGUCAGAUUAUGGAAGCAGGACAGGAGUCGAUUAUUGUGCCAGCUGACCAGGAAUACGAGUAUUAUCCAUAUGAUGGAACUAUUGUAAUGGAAGAUACUUGUGUUGACACUGUAGAACUUCAACAACCAGAAGUCGCCUUGCAGAGUGAUUCAAGCCAAGCGUUACAUACCUCAGAAGAGUCAUCUUCACAAUUCCCGUUGUACGAAAACCAAACAUAUGUUGAUGAUGCCAGUGUACCUCCACCUACUGAGGAGAUUGAGGUCAGUUCUUUUCUUCUGAACAGAGCGAAGAAACAGUUGAGUACGAUGCAGUUCAGAAAUGAUAUGGAGUUAUUUUAUGUGAACUUACCGCACGAAGAUACUUCUGAAGACCGGGUCCGCGUUUUACUCGAUCCGAAACCUCCUAAGAAAGGACGACUCACGUAUGACGAAUACUACCAAAGAGUUGUGAAUAAAAAUUUGCAAGAAAUGGAAGUGGGUGCAUCAACGAUACAGAUGGCAGCUCCAGUGAGGCAUGUUAGUAUGAUGACUGAAGAAGGACCGAUGUUAAUAGCUCAUCCAUCAUCCAGAAGCAAAAAUCGUUUGAUUCGAUCGCAGUAUGAUCGACCACAUCGGGCAAGAAACCUGGAUUGGAUCAUUGAUGCUGUUGCUCGGGGGGUAGACAUAGACUCUGCAAGUCCACAUAAUCGCCGUAAACCUGUGAUGCACAAGUGUCAGUAUUGUGGCCGAGUUGACAAGUAUCCAAGUAAAAUCAGAGCCCACUUACGUACGCAUACAGGAGAAAAACCGUUCAAGUGCGAAAUAUGUGGCAUGACUUUCGCUCAACGAACUCCUAUGCGACUACAUGUUCGAAGACACCUGGACCAAAAACCGUGGGUUCCAUUUAAGAGCAUGUACGUUUGUACGAUAGAAGGUUGUGGUGUACGAUUUGUGUCUGGUGCGUUGUUGAAUUAUCAUCAACAAACAAAACAUUUUAUGACAAAGAGAUUUGGUCAUAUAUCUUCUAGGUAUAUUUGCCUCAAAGGAUGUGGUCGUUUUUUUGCGAGUGCUAGAAAUCAAAGAAAUCACGAAGCGAGAUGUUUAUACAACACGGAACUGGCUCACGAUUUCGGUGAUGCAAUCUAUGAGCAUCUUGCGGAUGAAGAACUUGCGAAUGCGCUAGAAGCUGUUGAGAGUACUCUGGAAAUAGCCCAGGAAAAGAAUCAAUAG
Molecule: messenger RNA, 3689 nt
Organism: Angiostrongylus costaricensis
Lineage: Eukaryota; Metazoa; Nematoda; Chromadorea; Rhabditida; Metastrongylidae
Source: the annotation of a GenBank genome assembly